GUCACGGCGCCCACUGCCCCCACCACCGGCGGAACUGCCUGCUACUACGGAGGAGGUCGCACACAACGCGGAGCCAGCCGGGGCACACGAGCCCCGCGAGCUAUGCCCCACGACACGAUGGAGCUCAUCACGUUCAAGGUAACCGGCGUCGUGCAGGGCGUCAGCUUCCGGUACUACACGCAGCGCGAGGCACUGAGCCUCGGAUUACGCGGAUGGUGCCAUAAUCACCCCGACGAGAGCGUCGAGGGCGUCGCCGUCGGGGACAAGGACGAGAUCGCGCAGUUCACAAAAUACCUCCACCGCGGCCCCAAGUACGCGCAGGUCGCGCACGUCGAUGUCGUCAAGGUCGCCCAGCCGAGCGAGGCGCAGAUCGCUGAGGCUAUGGGCGAGGGGAGUGGCGACAGGCAGUUUGAGAUCCGGCGAUGGAGGGGGUAGCGGGUGUCGUCAUGCGGUGUGCCAGAUCGAUCGAGGUGAUGCAUGUUAGAUCGUUGUCAAUUCCGCG
Vanrija pseudolonga is the source of this 502-nucleotide messenger RNA. RefSeq names its product Acylphosphatase (gene acyP). The coding region runs from base 103 to 435 and encodes 110 amino acids. Gene Ontology annotation, molecular function: acylphosphatase activity. The transcript has 5 exons. Lineage: Eukaryota; Fungi; Basidiomycota; Tremellomycetes; Trichosporonales; Trichosporonaceae. The record is from RefSeq and is a predicted model, not a curated record.